AUGACACGCACAGACCCUCCUGACAUACUGGUAUCAACUGUGCAUCGAGAUAUUAAAGUGGUCCCCAUUUCUUCACACUACAAGUCCCUACAACCCUCCAAACAAUGUGAUUCUAUAAAUUACAGCACACUGGAGGACAGUAAGAGUAAAGUCAACAAGAGGCACUGCCGUUCCUUUGACUACAGGUCAUUGGAGUACCCAAAAUCACACAAAUACUCAAUGGAGUCCCCAUACAAGAAGGCUGAUAGGCAUGCAGCCAACCCAGAUGUUGCCUGGAAUGCCUUGGGCCGCCAGCAGAGACACCGUUUUUCUGCUCCGGACAUUUUCAGCCAUAGGUUAACUCCUCAACCAAUGGCUGCAGAUAUGACCAGUGAAGUCAUUGUCUCUGAACAAAAAAGAAGGAACAGGUCAAAAAGUGCCCCUCGGGUCCAGACCAGUUUUACCCCUGUGUCUUUUGAAGGGUCCUCAUCUUCGGUGAGGAAGGGCAGGGAGUCCCAAAGGGCUCCAAGAGACUCUCGCUGGAGGCCUGAAGUAUCACCGCGUAGGGAGUCCUCCCAAGCAGCAACUAGGGCUCAUAGGCAUGAAGUCCAUCCCAUUAAGUUGCAGCCUCAAAUGGGUGACAGCAGCAGAUACUCACCACACUAUGCUGCUGAUAAUUCUGAGGAUGGCGGGCUGGAUAAACCAGCAACUAGCCCUCAUGUCAGGUGUCGGGUUGACAUCAAACCUGAUGAUGCAGCAUUACAUCAUUCAGGACGAAAACAGGCUACACAUCAAGUGGACAUACCCUGGCAGAGGCACCAUAGUGCCGGGAGUAGGAGUCUGACUGUGCCACGCCAUUUCUCCUACUCAAGAACACCAACUCCCACUGAUUCAUUAGGCACAGAGGGUAGGCAAGCUUAUCAAUAUUCCCGCAGCAUGCCAAAUAGUUACAUCCAACCCAUGGAGAUUCCCUUGCAAAGAAUGACUUCGUCAGGUGAUUACUAUGGAAGGGAACGUAGAGCUCAUUCCAGUCCCAAUGUGCCAACCAAGUUCUUUUAUGCAGAUGAUCCAGGGAGAUAUGUGACUACUGCUCCUCCUCAACCAAGUUCUGGCUUUCAUGAUGAACGUUACACACCAGGACAAACAUAUACUCCAAAAGUGCAAUAUGUGCAAGAUCCAAGGACUCGAAUGGUGCAUGCUGUAACUACAAGACCCUAUUAUCCUGAGAUGGAGCCCUAUCCAUGCUCUGUGCAGACAGGGUAUCCCAAACCCUAUGCAGCAAAUGAACCAGGGCCAUACAUCAUACAGACACCUCCAACAAGAAUAUUUUAUGGUGAUGAUCCAAGGUCUUAUCAAAUCCAGACUGCUCCUCCAAGGUUUUAUUAUUCAAGCGACAUGUAUGCAAUGCCACCAGAGCAUCAUAUUCCAGCAAGGGCGUAUUACACGGAGGGCCGAAGACAUGCUAGAGUUAUUCAGUCACAAACAGAUGACUGGUAUGGCUCAGAUGCAUCUGGUUAUUCCACCAAUCCUGCCUCUUAUGUAUCUCAAGUCACUCCAACCAGAGUCCGUCAAGAGCCUGUGUUAACACCAUGGUAUGCCAACCCAUGUGUAGAACCUCAAAGAAUUGGAACAGAAUCUAAAUCUUACUCAAGGUCCUGGGACAAUAUUCUAAACUCACGCGUAGAGAGGGAACAACCCAUUCCUGUACAGCGGGGUCAGAGUUAUGAUGAUCUUCUUGACUCCAGGAAGCCUGCAGCAGCCACAGGUGACAAACCACAACCAGUGGUAGUCAAUCUUUCCAGUUCACCAAGGCGCUAUGCGGCCUUAUCAAUGUCUGAUAGCUCACUAAUUGACAAAAGCCCAACAGAGACAUCAAAGAGCACUCCUAGUAAACUCUGGUUUGUCACUCCUGAGAUAACAAUCACUGAUAAUGACAUUCGACCAGGGAAACUUAAUAAGGCUGAAGGACGGUCUGCCAGUUGGGAAAUUCUUGACUCCAGAAGCCCAGAGUGUCCAGAACUGUCACAGCGAGACUUUGAAAGCUCAACCAAAGAGAAGUUACACGACAAUGCCUCACUACAGCAAAGCCUUGAACAACUUGAUGAGCUUCUGGCAGAUCUUGUGACCGAUUACAAGCCACCCAGUAGAAGGGCAAGUGAGGACAUUCUUGAUCAACUUAAGAAGUUAAUUGAUGAGGAAGAAGCAGUAUCUCUGUCCAGAAAGAGCUCACGGGCAUAUACAGAGGAACCAGCUCCUCUUGACAAGCAGCCAACCUCAAUAAGAAUGAAUCCUGAUGCUUUUCGUGACAUGGACGGGGCCAGCGAUGCAAUGAAGAGUGCAGAUGAGUGCUCUCCAGAUCAGAGCCCAGAUGAGGAUGAUACAAUGAUGUGCUCGAACAACAAAUGCCGGAGGACAGAGACCCUGUUCAAUGCUUGCCUAUAUUUUAAAUCCUGCCACAGCUGCUACACUUACUACUGCUCUCGCAACUGCCGAAGGGAGGACUGGGACAUUCAUAAAGAAAGCUGCCUGUAUGGCAGAAUUGGCAGCAUAUGCCGUCACAUCAUUAAACACUGCCGGGAGACUGUUGAAAUCCACAAAGCCUUCUCCCGUAUUGCCAAAGUUGGCUACCUUUCUCGAGGUAGAGGAGUUCUAUUCCUUGGUUUUCCAAAUCCUGCGUCAUCCAGUAAAUUCCUGCAGUAUGGCCUGGAUAGUCUACUUAUGUCUCCUACAUACCUGUCUCUCCGAGAGCUUGAAAGCUUCAAGGACAACCUAGGGGAGUACUGUAAGGAGCUACAGGAAGCUGGUACCGAGUACGACCCUAACGAAUGUUUCAUCUUGAAUGUAUCCAUUGCUGUUGGUGACCAGUUGCCUGAUGGGCCAUCUCCAAGAAACCAAGCUCCAACUGUCAGAAAAUAUGCAAAGGUAGCACUGGCUUCUUUUAGCCCUGAGAGAAAGGUUCAUAAGAAAGAGAGUGACAUGGAAACGCUGAUCCUCACUCCACCCCCUGGAACAGCAGAUAUUGACAAAGAGGGAGAGGAAGGCAGGAAGGCCAGGGAAAUCUGUUUUAUAAAUAUACAACGGGAGUUAAGGAUUCGAGGGGUUUUCCUACGCCAUGAGUACCCACAGGUAUAUCAGCAGCUCUGUGAGUUUGUGGAAAGUAACAGAAGGUUCACACCCACAACUAUUUAUCCUAUUGAUAAGAGGACUGGUAAACAAUUUAUGUGCAUGAUUAUGGCUGCCUCUGAGCCCAGGACGUUAGACUGGGUAGGCACCCCACAUCUCCUUGAUGACAUUAUUUAAGUGCACCUUUUGUUGUAAAUAUAUAUGUAUAGAAAUAC
Molecule: messenger RNA, 3317 nt
Organism: Anoplopoma fimbria (sablefish)
Lineage: Eukaryota; Metazoa; Chordata; Actinopteri; Perciformes; Anoplopomatidae
Gene: ajm1
Product: apical junction component 1 homolog
Exons: 1
Coding region: 1-3279 (1092 amino acids)
Biological process (GO): cell-cell junction organization
Cellular component (GO): plasma membrane; apical junction complex
Source: RefSeq, a predicted model, not a curated record